Molecule: messenger RNA, 1779 nt
Organism: Solenopsis invicta (red fire ant)
Lineage: Eukaryota; Metazoa; Arthropoda; Insecta; Hymenoptera; Formicidae
Product: lipase 3
Exons: 9
Coding region: 547-1659 (370 amino acids)
Biological process (GO): lipid metabolic process
Molecular function (GO): hydrolase activity, acting on ester bonds
Source: RefSeq, a predicted model, not a curated record
CUUCUAUCUAUCGCAUCUCAUAACGGCAACGAUCUUGUCGAGCAACCAUGUUACUACCGAUUCUUCUCAUCUCUAUUCUGACGAACGCUGGAUUGAUAGAUGAUUUGAUAAAUAAUACACCAAAAUUGUACACAGAUACCAAAGUCCUGAAUUUAUCGCCUGAAGUUCCUGAGGAUGCAAAGCUUAACACGAUUUACUGACAGAAGGGUGCGUCUGUUCCGUGGAAAACAAUAAAACAACGAAGCCGAGUCCCCACGUUCCGAGAUGCUCCGUUAAUCAAACGGUAGAAAGACAUAAUACACGCGUAAAUAUCGCGCCUGCUCCCGAGCCGAAAGGACGCAGUGUCUGUGUCGCACCUCCGCGAUCGAGCCAUGCGGCCUUUGUGUCGGACGACGAACGCAAGUCAUCACGCAUCACAACUAAUAAAUCACUAUAAGUUUAAUAUCAAUCGCAUUGAUAACAGUUUUUUUUUUAUUUUUUGCUAAUCACAUUUAAUUCUACAAUAUAAACAAAUUUGAAUUAUAAAGCAGUCGUUCUAUUGCACAGAUGCAACUAAUAAGCAAAUACGGAUAUAAUGGUGAGCUACGUAAAGUGACAACUGAGGAUGGUUACAUUUUGGAACUCCAUCGAAUAACUGGACCAGCAAAUUCUACCGAUUCGAAUAAACAAAAACCUGUUGCGUUUGUGAUGCACGGCCUUAUGGCCGACUCGUCUUGUUUUGUUACUUUUGGCAACCAAAGUUUAGCGUUUCUUCUGGCGGAUGCAGGUUACGAUGUGUGGCUCGGUAAUGCGCGUGGUAACAUAUAUUCCGGUGAACAUAAAAAUAAAACAAUCUCGAAGAAAGAUUACUGGAACUUCAGUUGGCACGAGAUCGGUACACUUGAUCUUCCAGCAAUGAUCGACUACAUUGUGAAGACCACCGGCCUUGAAAAAAUAUUCUACAUAGGGCAUAGCCAAGGUACCACCUCUUUCUUCAUCAUGGCAACGGAACGGUCUAAAUAUCAGGAGCACAUCGUGGAGAUGUACGCUAUGUCUCCGGUCGUUUAUUGGGGCAGAAUAAAGAGUCCCCCUUUACAACUGCUGUCACAGAUCAUCUAUGAUAUAGAGAUUAUUUUGCAGAAAUUUGAAUUUUACGAAUUCAAUAUUGAAGAAUUCAAAAAGGAAAAUCCACAUGUAUGCGCGAAUAAAAUUACCCAAACAAUAUGCUCGGUUGUGAUGUCCCUGAUAGGUGGAUUCGAUCCUGAGCAACUUGAUUUGGCUUGGCUACCGGUAAUCUUCGCACAUUUUCCUGGUAGAGCAUCCAUGAAACAAAUUCUACAUUAUGGACAACUCAUCAAGUCUGGACAUAUGAUUUCAUCCGGAAAUUUUCAACAAUAUGAUUAUGGAAUAAUUGGCAAUCAAAAAAAAUACAACUCACCAGUACCACCGAAAUAUGAUUUGAACAAGAUCACAGCACCAAUUCAUCUAUAUUACAGUAAAAACGAUUGGUUAGCGAACACUAAGGAUGUAGAUAAAUUUAGCAGCGAGCUGAGCAAUUUGUCCAGUAAAACCUUAAUAGAGUAUCAACAGUUCAAUCAUUUCGACUUUCUAUGGUCUAAGGAUGUAAAGAAAAAUGUAUACGAUCAGAUGCUAAGUCUAAUGAAUAAAAAAUUAAUUUAAUUCACAGAAUUUGACGAAGAAUUUACCUCUCUCGUGGAUAAAAAUGUAUUUUAUCUUUAGAUUAAUGUUUACGUUUUAUAUAAUUCGAUGUAUAUUAAUUUGAAUUAUUAAGCUCUUAUU